UAUGGCCCAAUUAUAUGGUGCUUGAUUUUCUUGUCCAAUUAGGUCUAUUUUGCAGAGUGGUGAAUAAACGAUUUAGUACCGUUCCAUUUGGGCAGUGUAGUGACUUGUAUUGCUAUAUAUACUUCUCAAUUCCUCCCUCUUCUUCGUCUUCUUUCCCAUACUAUUCAUCCAUCACCACGCAUCAUUCAAGAUGUUGCCCUCUCACCCAUCCCAUCUCAUUGCCGUCACUCUCUCACUCCUGCCAACCAUCAUACUCGCCACCAAUUUCAAUUCCACCCAAACAUGCAAAAUCACACCUGCAGACGCCUCCUGGCCUUCCUCCGCCGAUUGGACAGCAUUAAACACAUCCAUCUCCGGAGCCCUCAUAAAAACUCUCCCUGCUGCCUCUUCUUGCUACACCGGAAACCCAUUUAACUCAACCGAAAACUGUUCUUCCGUCCAAACCAACUGGGUUCUCGCCUCAUGGCAAGCCAAUACACCAGAAGGAAUCGAUUAUCCCAUCUAUGCCAAUAAUUCCUGUCUCCCUACCAAUGCAACUGGGUAUCAAGCUGGUAAGGGCUGUGAGGUAGGUGGUUCUCCGGUUUAUGUUGUAAAUGCCACUACCGAGGAUCAAAUCGCUACAGCGAUGAAAUGGGCUACGGAAAGAAAUAUUCGAAUUGUGAUCAAAGGAACCGGUCACGAUUUGAGUGGAAGGUUUGAUCCCCCAUCCCUUAAUUUUCCCAACCCUACAAGGAAGAAAAUUAAAAGGAAGCAAAAAAGAAAGUAAAUAGCUAACCAAAAACCAAACUCGCAGAUCAAGCGGCGCCAACUCCCUCUCAAUCUGGACUCAAAAUUUCCUCAAACGAGAAUUCAAUUCUUCUUGGCGCAUCCCCGGCUCCAAUUCUACAGCCGAUGUCCUCAUCGCCGGGAGCGGAAACAAUUUAGAACUUAUUUACAACGCCGCUCAUGAGGCUGGGAAAUCAAUCGUGGGAGGCGAUGCCAAAACUGUCGGCCUAGGCGGGUAUCUCCAAGGAGGUGGCCACGGUCCCCUCUCAAGCCAAUACGGACUCGGCGCCGAUCAAAUCCACCAAGCUACCGUUAUUACACCCUCGGGCGAAAUCUUGACCGCGAAUGCGGAGCAGAAUCCUGAUCUUCUCUGGGCCAUUCGAGGAGGCGGUCCCGGUACAUAUGGCGUCGUGACUGAAUACGUUUUACAAGCACAUCCUGCAGUCGCUAGUAUCUCAUCUGUAAAUCUCGAGGCAAUUCCUCUCGGUUCCGAGAACGAUACUGCCGCUGCAACAGCAGCUUGGAAUGCCCUCGCAAUCCUCUUUCAAAACCUCCCUGAUCUAAUGGACACCGGUCUCGCAGGCGCCAUGACUGCCGCUACUGGCUCCGUCGCGAAAGCUUUUUCCGGUUCAGAAUCCACACCUCCUGGUGUAUACUUCUCACAAGCAUUCUACGGAUACAACAUCAGUAUCUCCGAAAUGACCACUCUCAUCUCCCCUUUAAUUGAGAAAAUAAAAAAUGUAUCUAAUGGAUCACUUUCUAUCAAUUACACAAUCACAGAUGUAUACCCUAGUUACCUCGACUUUUUCUACGCUAAUGAUCCCACCGAAGAUCAGGCUGGUCAGAUUUCUCUCCUUUCUACUCGUUUAUUGGGACGUGCGCAACUUUCUGAUCUCCCAAUGGAAACAGUAGCUGCAUAUUUGCAACGCGCCUUAGCAUCUCAGAGCGGGAGUGGAAAUGAAAUGAUAGUCGGGUUACAAGGAGGACCUGGUCCGGCUCAUGUUCCGGAGAAUAUGCGUGGUUCGCUGAACCCGGUUUGGAGAGAGACAUAUUUACAUGUUAUUACACUUGGUGCAACACUUGAUGAUACUUUGACACCUAAGGAAACACUUGCAAAUGCAGCAGAAUGGAUAGAGGAGAAUAGAGAAGCGUUAUGGAGAGAAUGGGCUCCAGAUAUGGGUGCAUAUAUUAAUGAGGCGAAUCCUUUUAAUACCGAGUGGAAACAUGAUUUCUUUGGCACAAGCUACGAUCAAUUGGCGGAAAUUAAGAAGAAAUAUGAUCCUACUGGGAGUUUGUAUAUAUUGUCGGGUGUAAGAAGUGAUGAGUGGGAUUAUGAUCUUGAUACAGGGAAAUUGUGUCGGGUUUGAGAGGAGUUUGUUUUGUUGGAGGAGAGAAAAUAAUGUUCUUUUGACAGUUGACAUUUUGGAAAUAAUAUUGUCUAAAGGAAGCCAAAGAAUAGGUUCGAUUAUAUUGUCUUUAGUACUAUUGCUUAAAGAUAGUAUAAAUAAACUAGAUAGCUUUGAAUGAGCAUUCUUUACUUUUAAAUG
Molecule: messenger RNA, 2312 nt
Organism: Sclerotinia trifoliorum
Lineage: Eukaryota; Fungi; Ascomycota; Leotiomycetes; Helotiales; Sclerotiniaceae
Source: the annotation of a GenBank genome assembly